AUGCUGCAUUCGCGCCUGCGGUCAGCUCCCCGCCGCAAUCCCUCUAAAACCACCACCACCAAGCCUGCGGCCCUUGCGCCAGACUUUCACGAUGCAGACUGGAGCUCGGAUGUCGAAGAGUCCCCAGAGGAUCUCUUUGGUAUUUUCCUGCCUUAUCUCUUUCCCGAUGAUGCGCGUUCGUUCCAUGGUGAUCCCGGCCAGUACCUCCUCUACUCGUCCCCGCGCUAUGGCGAGCUGGAAAUCAUGAUUCCGUCCUAUCCAGGCCAGACUGGAAAGAAGUCGGAAGAGGUCGCGAUCGGACUAGAGGAGAAGGAGGGGGGUAGUCAGACUAAGGAGGAGAGACAGCUGUUUGCGCAUUUUCUAUGGAGUGCGGGGAUGGUUGUGGCGGAAGGUAUUGAGAAUGCGAAUUGUCAGGCUACGGAGAACGACUCUGCCGCGCAGAAAGAGGCUCGUGAGAUCUGGUCUGUGUAUGGGGAAACAGUGAUGGAACUUGGCGCUGGCGCUGCUCUACCCUCUCUUAUCUGUGCCCUCGCCAAUGCCUCGCUGGUCGUCGCAACGGACCACCCUUCGUCGCCAGCCCUAACUGGUGCAAUCGAAUUCAAUGUGAGGCAGAACCUCCUCAAACGUACUUCACAACAGACCGCCGUCUCGAUCCAGCCCCAUGAAUGGGGUACCGUUACCGACUCCUUCUCCCGAUCCCAUAGGGGAACUUUUACCCGUAUUAUUGCCGCGGACUGCUUCUGGAUGCGCUCGCAGCAUGAGAACCUCGUCCGAACGAUGCAGUGGUUCCUUGCCCCGGCAGGCAGAGUCUGGUGUGUGGCUGGGUUCCACACGGGCCGGGCCAUCGUGUCGGGCUUCUUUGAUACUGCGCUUGAGAACGGGUUUGAGAUUGAGCGUAUCUUCGAGAGGGAUCUGAUCUCGAGGGAUGAGGGGGGUGGGGAGAUUCGGCGGGAGUGGGUUCCCUUGCGGGAGGGCGAGAACCCUAAUAAUCGGCAGCGGUGGUGUGUCAUUGCGGUUCUGAAGAGGAGAAAGUAA
Penicillium manginii is the source of this 1035-nucleotide messenger RNA. RefSeq lists its product as uncharacterized. Gene Ontology annotation, molecular function: protein-lysine N-methyltransferase activity. The record is from RefSeq and is a predicted model, not a curated record. The coding region runs from base 1 to 1035 and encodes 344 amino acids. The transcript has 2 exons. NCBI's taxonomy places the organism in Eukaryota, Fungi, Ascomycota, Eurotiomycetes, Eurotiales, Aspergillaceae. Gene Ontology annotation, biological process: peptidyl-lysine dimethylation.